CAAAUGUGUGUGUGGGGGUGGAGAGCACGCAGGAGGAAGAAAGUGCCUGUUGUUGUACUUUAACCAUCGUGAUAACCAGAUCAAUAAGAGAGAAACUGGCAGGCUGUUGCCAGAAGGAUGGAUGGACACGAGCUCCUUUCCCCAGGGUCACAGAGAAGGGCAGUCGACAGGAGCUUGCAGCCUCCAGUCCGAAGAGCAGGAAGCCUGUCCAAUCCCAGGAGGUUUAAUGGCCAGGACUACGAGUCCCUGCGGAGGAGCUGCCUGCAGAGCCGCGGCUUGUUUGAGGACCUCAGCUUCCCCGCUGACUGGACAUCCAUAGGGGACAGCAAGGUGAAAGCUGUGCAGUGGAGGAGACCCCAUCAAAUCCAUCGGAACCCCCAGUUUUUUGUGAAAGGAGUCAGUCGAUUUGAUCUGUGCCAAGGCAGUGCAGUGGGAAACUGCUGGUUUCUGGCUGCAUUAUCCUCCCUGACAAUGCAACAAGAGCUUUUUGCUCAUGUCGUGCCACCUAAUCAAGACUUUCAAAGAAAUUAUUGCGGCAUUUUUCACUUUCGGUUCUGGCAUUUCGGUGACUGGGUGGAUGUGGUAGUCGAUGAUCGUCUCCCCACCAAUGAAAGGGGUCAGCUGAUUUUCGUCAGGUCAUGUGACUGGAAUGAGUUCUGGUGUGCUCUGAUGGAGAAGGCCUACGCUAAGCUGUAUGGAUCAUACGGAGAUUUGCACAUGGGUCAGAUUUCAGAAGCACUGGUGGAUUUCACUGGCGGGGUUAAAUCUGUCAUCUCCCUGAAGAACCCCCCCUUGGAUCUCUGGAAGAUGCUGAAAAGAGCCAUUAGCCUGGGCUCCUUCAUGGGCUGUAGCACCCCCUCAGUGCAAUCUGGAGAACAAGUGCUCUCAAACGGUCUGGUGCUGACUCACGCAUAUUCAAUAACAGGGGUUGAAGAGGUGCGGUACAAAAACCGAAUGGAGUUGUUGAUCCGAGUGCGGAAUCCAUGGGGGAAUGAAACAGAAUGGAAAGGGCGCUGGAGUGACCAUUCUGAGCAGUGGAACCGCAUUGAUCCUGACAUCAAGAAACAACUCCUAUUGAAUCGGGAGGAUGGAGAGUUCUGGUAA
This is a messenger RNA of Rhincodon typus (whale shark), 1104 nucleotides long. Its product is annotated as calpain-2 catalytic subunit-like. The transcript has 9 exons. Gene Ontology annotation, molecular function: calcium-dependent cysteine-type endopeptidase activity. Bases 118 to 1104 code for a protein of 328 amino acids. Lineage: Eukaryota; Metazoa; Chordata; Chondrichthyes; Orectolobiformes; Rhincodontidae. Gene Ontology annotation, biological process: proteolysis. The record is from RefSeq and is a predicted model, not a curated record. Gene Ontology annotation, cellular component: cytoplasm.